Biomphalaria glabrata is the source of this 3822-nucleotide messenger RNA. RefSeq lists its product as uncharacterized. Lineage: Eukaryota; Metazoa; Mollusca; Gastropoda; Planorbidae. The coding region runs from base 1399 to 2841 and encodes 480 amino acids. The record is from RefSeq and is a predicted model, not a curated record. The transcript is spliced from 21 exons.
CGACUUCGUUAACGGUGUUGUAUGAUAAUCUAGAUAGUAAAGUGACUAUAGACUACUAUUCUAUCUAGCCAUCCUAGCUAGACUCUUGUUACUCUAGAUCAAGAUCAUAAUAAUAUAAAAUAAAUUGUCCUAGAUUAACUAAGAAUAUAAUUUCCUAUAGAUCUAGCCUUAUAUGACUAGAUAUUUAUCUACAUCUACUCAUCUAGUUAAACUCAUCAUCAUCCAUGGAUAGUCAAUUGAGUUGAUUGCAGCAGCUGAACUGCUCCAUUAUGCGUUUUUAAGCUUGUACAGAUCUGUAUAAGAAAAAGUAUGUUGAACCAGCUUAUUGGAGGAAACAAAAUGUAAAUAGAUGAAGAUCCUAUUUAUUAACAAGUCAUCCAAAAUUUCAGAUCAAGUAUUCUCAAGGCAGUCUUUGUGUAAACUAUAUCAAGUCUAUUUAGACCUAGAAAAUACUUUUUUUGCAAAGAUUUGCCCAGUAGUUAUCAUCUUGCUUAGGAAAGUGUAAAAGCUUUAAAAUACUUCCUGUUUGAGCUCUUUCUGUAUAACAUGAGCACAUGCCGAAAGCAGUAGCAAAGGAGGAAGGAAUCACAGAUAUGCCUCUCCAGCUCCUCUCUCAGGAAAGCUAUAUAGAUCAUCUCAGGUGUCAACUUGUUGUCACUGGCAUUAACUGAAUACAUCUUGCAGCAAAUGGAUUAUGAAAGGAAGAAGAGACAGCUGCAGAGCUCUCUUGAAGGUUGCAAGGCACAUAUAUGAGACUUGCUGUAGACAGACACAAUGAAAAAAAAAAGUUUAGACAGACUCCUGGUGGACAAGCCUUUGUCUGUGUUAGGCAUGGCAAAAUAUUAAUGUCACAAGUGUAUCUGUGUAGAUUUAUGAAAUUCUGGUCUGCCCUCUUCUUGUAAGCUUUCCAAAAUGGACACAGUGAAAUUCCUAGUACCAUUUCAUGCAAUAAUCAUGAAUACAAGUGAUGCUAAUUAACUUGGACUGCUACAUGCUGUUAUUAAGGUAUAUCAUCCAUUCAGAAUGUGUACCUCUAUAAUUGUGAUUAAGUAAAUGUCAAGAAAUGCAUGUUGGGAUUAUCUAAAAGAAAUAUGUAACAAUAAAAGGGUCACUGCAAGUAAAAGUUCAAGCACCACCUGCGAACUUGAAUGUAAUGGAAGUUAGAUGUUUCUCAGAAAACAUUAAAAAGAUUCUUUUCUUUUAGAGUGCCCUCCUGUGCACGAAAAUGCAGUAGCAACUUUAAAAGCUUACGUCAAUCGUACAAUAAAUAAGACUCACAGAAAUGCUCAGCCAGUACUUCAGUUUUCUAAGAAUAACAUUUCAGUACCGGUACCAGUACUUAGCUGUUUGUUAGAUGAGGACUCAAAAUGUGUAGAUGAAGGCAGUAACAUUACCAAUAUGAAAAUAAUUAAUUUUACAAAACAACUUACUGAAAACCACUACGUCAUCACUCUUGAAGUACUCACUAACACAAGCUGGACAAGUAAUUCAACUAAAUUCUCAGCCUUUGGAGAAUGGCAAGUGAAGUUACUAAAGGACAUAAAAACAUGUGACUUGCAAGUCUAUGCUCUAGAUAAACCUCAAUGUAUCAAAGAGGAGUUCAACAUUACUUGUAUUUUUAAUAAAGUAUUCCCUGAGGCUUAUUGUUUUUUUAACAUUAUUUUUAAUGAUACAUAUAAUGUAACUGUAAAUGCAACCUAUAACAGUGCAAAGAUCAAUAAUGGUCCCUAUUUCAAAACAGUUUGCUCCUUUUGGAAUAAAUAUGAUAAUGAAACAUAUCAAGUUAAUGUUACUAUAUACCCCAACAUUACUGAUAACAAAAGGAAUAUAUACAGGUCUUACGAGAUAACAGUCACUAACACACUAGUGACACAGACACCCUCUAUAACUGAUUCAUCAAUACCAACUGAAAUAUCUACACAGGGAAACACUAAAGAAAUGGCUUUUGUAUUGACAACCUCUUUUGUAUGUGUGCUUCUAAUAACUGUCACUUUGAUAGUGUUGUCUUUAUGGAUGAAAAUAAAGAGAGGUUAUUUUGAGGAGUUUGUCUAUUAUAAAUGUUGCUGGGGUAUAUCAAUGCACAAACAUAAAUUGCAUCAACAAAAAGUAGCAGCAACUGACAACACUGAGAUUUAUUCUCUAACUUUACCAAAAAGUAACAGUCUUGAUCCAUAUUCAGUGGUGGAUGAACUCAAGUUGUCAGGCUGUAGAACUUCUGAUGUUCUGAAAAUAGAAAAGAAGAAAAAAAAUCAACUGAAGAAUAUCAAUAUAGACUAUGUAAACCAUAAGAAUAACACAGGUUCAAGUAGCAAACAUUGUAAUGAAAAAUUAACCCAGCCUAAAAGUGCAACAGCUGUUUCAGAAUCAUCCAAGAGUCCAACUAAGUUGAAGAGAUUUAAAGUGAAUGAUGGCCAAUACACUUUAGUCGAUAAACCAAUGAAAGAAACACAACAGGACAUUUACUCCAACGGAGACAUCAUCACUUCAUCAUCAACCUUGGUGCCACUAGCAUCAACGAUCAACAAAUUACCUAAAACACUUAAGAGAUUUACAUUUAAUGAAAGCCAAUACACUUUAAUUGAGAAGUCAGAGAAUGAUCAAGAGAACCCUAACCAUGAAAGAUCAAAGACCCCUAUAAUGGUGGUUAAACUCUCUUCAGAUGAAGACAAGGAGACAAAAGCUUUUAACAUUAAAAAUGUAAAAAACAGCAACAUGAUGAAAAAGCCAGUGGUUUCUAAAUCCAUUUACACUAGUCAAGAGGGAUUAUUAAAUGACACUGAUAUUGUUGACAAUGAAGAUGAUCCAGUGACAUAUGCAAGUAUAUUUGCUCAGUACAAGUAGGGAAAACUUUGGAAAAAGAGAAAGAAGAUAAAGUUACCACUGUUUCUGGUAUGGAUGACUGAAAUAUUCUUCUUAGUCUAAUUUAGUAGAGUGAAAAAAGUGCAAUUCUCUACAAAAGUUUCUAGUCAAAAUGUUGAAUGUAUUUACCGGAACAAUCAUUUUACCUCAAUGUAUGGUUUUCAGUUAAUCUUUUAUUGAAUUUAGACAUUCUUUUUUUUAUAUAUUUUAUUUGUGUUCUCAUUUAUUUAGCCGAUUCCAAGUAAGGUAUUUGUCUUCCUGGGGUUGAUGUAUGCCCUUUUUUUUUUUUACCUUUUUUUGGGUAAUAGCUUCUUUUGGGUCGGAAAUUUGUUUUUACUGCAUCAUUUCUAUAGAUUCUCUAGACGUUUCUUUAACAACGUUUUCACUGCCAUUUUUCAGGUUUGCCUUCUAUACUGUCCACAACCAUUCCUUAUGUGUAUUGUAGUAUUUCUGUUGUAUAUUUAUUUCAUAGUCAAAUCUGCACCCAAAGACGCCUAUUUUUUUUAAUAACUGUAUAAAAGCACCUCUUAUUUUUAAUUAUUUUUCAUAUCCUUCUUUUAUGUCUCUAUUAUUUUUUUAAUAAUAAUGAUAAUAAUAAUCUUUAUUGUCCGUAUGGAAAUUAGUCUUACAAUUUGUGCAUUACACCAAACAAAUAACAUUAUAACUAUAAGAAACCAAAGUGUACAUUCACACCAGACUCACUCAUAAUUUACAUGUAUUGAAUUUGUGAAAAUUUACACAAUUGCUAUUUAUCUGAUGAACUCAGUGAAUGAUCUCAAAAAUGUUCUACAAUGUUAUACAUUUAAAUCAUGUUGUUUUUUUUUCAUUGCUGUAAAAAAAAUAAAUGUUAAAUCAAUGUCAUAAGCCACUAGUAAAUUUUUUAUAGAUUGUAAAAUAUUGCAUGAUUAUUGCUUGUGAUGAAAAUAAAUCCUACAAUAAAAUGACUUAUUUACAAAAAAAUAU